Messenger RNA from Nicrophorus vespilloides, 1829 nucleotides. RefSeq lists its product as uncharacterized. The record is from RefSeq and is a predicted model, not a curated record. The transcript is spliced from 6 exons. Gene Ontology annotation, molecular function: oxidoreductase activity, acting on the CH-CH group of donors. Bases 293 to 1249 code for a protein of 318 amino acids. Gene Ontology annotation, cellular component: membrane. Gene Ontology annotation, biological process: lipid metabolic process. NCBI's taxonomy places the organism in Eukaryota, Metazoa, Arthropoda, Insecta, Coleoptera, Silphidae.
UAUAAUGUAUUGCUAGUAAUAACAGCGGCGUCGAAGUGCAAACAUCGACGACGUCGCCGGGCGUCGUUUAUUUUGAAACCAUGUUUUGCAAGUUGCAAAUCAAAGCGUCAAUCAGUGGAUGAAGCGCAGAUCAAUCAAUUGCAAUAGAAGCGAUAUUCAUCGGUAUUUCGUGCGGAAAAAGGUCGGACAGAGAAGAUAAUUAAGAUGCAGAUGUUGGAUUAGAGUGUUCCGGUAUAAAACAGGAGCAAUAAAUGUGAUUUGGCGCGGAGAUUCUUCUCCACCGGCGGAAGAGAUGGCUCCGAUCAACAUUUUGGAUGACGAUCAUUUCGCGAUCAGCGCGAUCGUCAUCGUCGCGAUGCAAGUGAUCUUCUUCACGGUCGUCGCAACGUUUCAGAUGGACAAAGUCACGGACUUUGCCGGCGGCAUCAAUUUCAUGAUUCUCGCACUUCUAACGUUCUUCCUGGGUCAAGGGAAUCGAAAAAACUAUGAUAAUAGACAGCUAAUGGUGACGGUGUUUGUCUGCAUUUGGGGUGCUCGCCUCUCUGGGUAUCUUCUCUACCGGAUAUUGAAGAUCGGAAGAGAUAAACAGUUCGAUGAUAAGCGAAGCAAUGUUAUCAGAUUCGCUAUAUUUUGGACGUUUCAGGCCAUUUGGGUUUAUGUCGUAAGUCUUCCUGUGAUAAUAAUCAAUUCCCCGCGACACGCUAUUCCGAAUGCCCCGAAAACCAUGACGACGCUGGAUUCAGCAGGAACUGGACUGUUCGUGAUUGGUUUACUAGCGGAAACCUACGCGGAUUUACAAAAGUUUUCCUUCAGGCAAGAUCCUACCAAUCAAGGGAAAUGGUGCAAUGAUGGUUUGUGGCGAUUGUCCAGACAUCCGAAUUACUUCGGAGAAAUCGUCCUUUGGUGGGGAAUAUUCGUGAUCUCACUGAACGUUAUAGAAGGAUACGAAUGGGUUGCCAUAGCCUCACCCAUAUUCACAACUUUCAUCAUUUUAUUUCUCUCCGGAAUGCCGGUUCUGGAGAGAUCAUCCGAUGAUAAAUUUGGAGACAUAUCCGAAUACCGGUAUUACAAGGCUUCCACUUCGCCCCUGAUUCCGAUUCCACCCGCUUUCUACGUGGAAGUGCCAAAGUUCCUAAAGUUCAUCCUGUGCUGCGAAUAUCCGAUCUACGAUACCGUCGAUCUGCGCAUGAAGGCCUCCCAGAUCGUGAAGGAGUCGACCUGCGGGUCUUUGGCUCAAUCGCAGACAUAGCUAUAGCUGUGCGCUGGCCCUGAAGCCGGCGACCCUCGGUCUUCCACCAACACCUCAAACACCGCCGCAGACAAACAGCAAUGUCAAAUUACUUCCCUUUGAAUGGGCGACAUAGAAGUGUUAUUGUAAUUAUUUUUUUACUCGUUCAAGUUUUCCAGUUUCGUAGCAAUUAGCGUAAUCCUUGUUAAUCUUGCGGUACGAAUACACUGUUUGAUAUUUGUUCCUUCAUCCAAGCUCUGAUGAUUUGGAUGCUAAAUGUGAAUAAAACGGUUUAGAAAAUGAUUAAUUAAUGGCAUUGAAUCAAUCAAAAAAUCUAUUACUAAGUAUUAGCUAAAAUUAUGUAUCUCGUAGAGAAAUGUUCUUAAAACGUACGAAAAUAUUCUAGCUGUAUCGAUAUUGAGUCUAUAGUGUAUUCGUAUCUUCAGAGCUACAAUUCCAAACAUAUCGUAUAUUUAGGCAAUACAAAAAAAAAGUAUAUAUAAUAUUUAUGCCUAUAUGCAGCAUUCGACUUAAUAUGUAAAAUGUUCGAAUUAAUUAGUGUACAUAUUCGUAGAUGAAUAAAAACAUCUUUCAAUUUAAA